AUGUCCAGCAUCGUCUCCAACACUCGGGCGCUCAAAGGCAUGGGUAGCCACGGCUUCGGAGAAUAUGCAAAAGGCCCAACGCUGUGCUUGGACUCAGGUCCAGCCUCGGUCUGGUCACAAGAACAAAGUCUGUCCUCGGCGAGUCAACAGAUCGUCUCGGCUCCAGCCCCGUAUCUUCUUGUCUCGGUCUCGGAUGUCGAGUACCUGGAUGGAUACGACAGCGACUCGUCGUUGUCUUCGAUCGGAAGCUCCUCGAGCUCAUCCUCCCACGGCUCGCAGGCCUUCGGCUUUGCGUCGGCCGAGGCCGCCGCCCCGCUGUUCGCCAGCCGGCGCCCCUCGAAAAACGUGUUGGCCUCCGACCUGGUCCCCCUCGCCACCGCCAAAUCCUCGCUGCCGACCAGCCACGCUAUGGACGAUCCGGACUUGACUGUUACGCUGCUCGGCCCGCCUCACACCGGAACCCCCCGGCGACAUAUUUCUGCUCCCUGGGCACAAUCCGAGAUCAGCCCCAACCACGCCGCCGUCACCGAUGGCGCCAGCGAAAUGGUGCACGAGCUCAACUACGCCCCCAAUCCAGCUGCCCCUCGCGUCAAAAUCUAUCUCUCCGAUAUGCCCCAGGACACCAAACGUGGAUCUGGUCGGGAGGAUGGCGGGCAGAUUGGCACAAGUGCCAGCGACAAUCUCUCGAUUGCCCAACAUGCACUAACAACCAACAAGGAAAACUCGACCAAGCCGCCGCCGUCUCGGGCUCUCUUGAGCCCUGCCUCACCGGAGAACGCGAGCGACCCUGCCGCUCCUGAUGCAGGUGUCCAGGUUGAAAAGCCUAAGCGCAAGACUGGGCCCGCUGUCACGCCGCUGCCUGAACCCUUCCGAGAUAACAAGACUCCCGAUCCGGAAUUGAACGAGGAUCUUGAUCUCAUCCGUCGAAGAAUUAGCAGUAUGGACGAUGUCUCCGAGGGUCUAUACCGGCCACGUCGGAAUUGGAAUCCUCCUGCAGCAGGCGGAUUCCGCGCUGGCUCGCCUGUUCGAGCUACUCACAAGAUACAGUCCGCCGAGAGGCCUGUAAUUCAAAAUGAAGAUCAUUGCUCGGCGUGCUUUGGUUCAGGCAGACUCCUCUGUUGCGACACCUGUCCGCGCGUCUUUCACCACAGCUGUACUGAAGAGGGAUACGGCUCGGACGAGGAUGUGGAGGGAUUUUGGCAGUGCAAACGGACAUCCGAGCCAAGCACAUCCAUCCGUGCCGGCAAACGAGGUCGCUCGAGCCUGUCAAGUCCAGAGCCUGCAUUUGGCAGAGAAUCUUUGAUUUCGUCCGCACCGGCCGAAACUCCGAGCGAGAUUUUCUCGCUGCUGAUUCAGAACUUGGAGUCCAUGAAUCCACGAUCCUUCGAACUGCCCAUCGAUAUCCGCUCCGAGUUCAAAAACGUCAUGACCCACCCUACAACGCGAUGCUACAUCGAUACCCGGAGCGUAUAUAUCAAGCUGACCGAAACCCGCGGGAACCGCAACUGGGUUACUGUUUACGAGCCGGACGGGGCCAUCACUCAGUCGCAGCAGACCAUCACCAAGCCCCGCGCACGAAACUAUUUUGGGCGCAAGAACCGGUGGCACACUGAUGACGGUGAAGAGGAUUCUAGGGUCCCGGUCGAGAAAUGCUAUAAGUGUGGCCAGACCUGCGUCAGCCCUUCGCAGCUCAACUUUUUGAACUCGAGCCUGAUACCUCAGCCACAUCCCCAAGGUACAGCAGACGAACACAACACCAAGUCCAUCCGCAUCCAGCAGCAGAGGAGCGAGAUGAUCAAGUGCGACUACUGCGACCUGUGGUGGCAUUUGGAUUGCCUUGAUAUUCCCCUCGCUAUGAAGCCAACAGAUCCUGGUGAGAGCAUCGAUGUAGACUAUGCUCGAUAUUUUCGCGAGAAGAUGUGGGGCAAAGAUCCAGUUGAAGAUACCAACCAGCGAUCCAAGGUGCUCAAGGUUGAGCAGCGACUCACUCGAGCGUCCGCUGCAGUGCUGGAUAAAUCCCAGCCGCUGCGCGAAAACACCAGCGCCGAAGUCUCGGACGAUGACGAGGGCCCGCACUAUCGCACCGAUCUCGAUCUUGUUGAGCCGGCAACAGGCACGCUGUUCAUCCGCAAAUUCGUCAACGACGGUCAUAUCGAGAUUGUUCAUGAAGAGGCCGCCCCGGUUUCCCGACCCAGCCGACCGCCAGCUCAAAUCCCCAACAGCACAGGGCCGCCAUCGUCGCCGCAUAAGGCAGAGAAUGCCGGCGAGCGAGCCAAGAUUGUCAAUCUAGAUGGAGUUGCCUGUCGCAUCUCCGAGAGACGGAUCAAAGACGACUUUAUUCAUCGCGUCUUGAAACAAAAUCAGGCUGCCUCGCGUGCAUUAGGAAAGGCUCGCAGCACCAAGCGAGGAGACUCGGCGCUCUUGUCAAUUCCAGAAAAGUUCACAGACCCUGCUACUGGCAAGCGUUAUCGUCUCAAAGCAGGUGUGCGACCGCCGGGGCCUCUGGAGUCGCCGCUGGAUAUGCUGUGGAUCAAGCGCUUGCGGGCACUUUACGAAGGCGUCCUGGACAGACACGAAAGACACCCGAUGCAUCACCACCUCGAUCUGCUCGCUACGGCAGCUGGUCUUGUGCAGCGAGGCGAGUCCUUUGAUCGAUAUUUAGUUGAGCAGGCCACUAGCAGCAGCGGCUCAGCAGACUCGUCGUUGCGCUCGCCCAUUCACCUUGCCGAGUUUCUGGCAUCUCUGCACAGCUUGACGCAUGAAAUCGAAACGGAGCUCUAUCAGCAGACUGUUGUGGAAAUGUACAAAGCCUCCCGCGGCGUCAUUCAACGAGAGGGCGAAGAACCCGAUUGGAGCCGGCUGCGGCCGCCUCCGCCGCCACCACAUAUUCAGCGAUCAUUGAUCGGUGCGGUCAACGGGCCCUCACAUGUGUCGCGCGAAGAUUCCCAAGCACAUCAAGCAGGUUUGCCACCGUCGAGCUCCUUCAAGGACGAGCCAAUGUUGCUCGAUGAUGCUGAGCAGCGCCAAGACCAAGAUCAUGACCAGCCCGAAGCCAAUGACUGCGAGGACGGACAUUUGGUCGUAGCCGAUCAGUCCCGCCAAGUUCCCGGAGACACCGUGGGGCCUCGCGAAUCUUCGGUGGCGUCUCUCUGGGUCGCCCACGAAUACCCUACCGACAAAGCAUCAAGUUCUGGACUGGAUCUUCUCAGCGACUCUCACUUUAUCAAGCAAAAUGAACAAAACGGAAAGUACGUUUUUGAGUUCUCUGGCUCAGAGCUGCAGCGACUUCGGCAACUUCUCGAGCUGCAAGAGAAUGCCCAGCCAAAGCAGUGA
This is a messenger RNA of Polychytrium aggregatum, 3333 nucleotides long. RefSeq lists its product as uncharacterized. Lineage: Eukaryota; Fungi; Chytridiomycota; Chytridiomycetes; Polychytriales. The record is from RefSeq and is a predicted model, not a curated record. Gene Ontology annotation, cellular component: Rpd3S complex. Gene Ontology annotation, biological process: regulation of transcription by RNA polymerase II. The transcript has 6 exons. The coding region runs from base 1 to 3333 and encodes 1110 amino acids.